GGGAGACCAGAUAUAGUGAAUGCAGGGUCCGGGGAGACCAAAUAUAGUGAAUGCAGGGUCCGGGGAGACCAAAUAUAGUGAAUGCAGGGUCCCGGGGAGACCAAAUAUAGUGAAUGCAGGGUCCGGGGAGACCAGAUAUAGUGAGUGCAGGGUCCGGGAGACCAGAUAUAGUGAAUGCAGGGGUCCGGGGAGACCAGAUAUAGUGAAUGCUGGGUCCGGGGAGACCAGACAUAGUGAAUGCUGGGUCCAGGGAGACCAGAUAUAGUGAAUGCAGGGUAGGGAGACCAGAUAUAGUGAAUGCAGGGUCCAAGGAGACCAGAUAUAGUGAAUGCAGGGUCCGGGGAGACCAGAUAUAGUGAAUGCUGGGUCCGGGGAGACCAGAUAUAGUGAAUGCAGGGUCCAGGGAGACCAGAUAUAGUGAAUGCAGGGUCCAGGGAGACCAGAUAUAGUGAAUGCAGGGUCUAGGGAGACCAGAUAUAGUGAAUGCAGGGUCCGGGGAGACCGGAUAUAGUGAAUGGAGGGUCCAAGGAG
Staurois parvus is the source of this 531-nucleotide messenger RNA. The record is from the annotation of a GenBank genome assembly. Lineage: Eukaryota; Metazoa; Chordata; Amphibia; Anura; Ranidae.